GGCUCUGCUUCUUCCUGACCGCCACCAACGUUAACGUCGUACUCUUGCGUCCAGGCUGCGACGGGAUCGUUCUUCUCCUCUUCCUCUCUCUCUGCGGACACUCCUCCUAUUGCACCCCAAUACGACGACCUUCAUUCACGAUAACUCUCUCCGUCGGACACCAACCACUGACUCAUGUUAUCGAGUCCAGCCCCGACGCCACCCGCCGGAAGUCGAGCAAUCGCUGCAAACGCACUCCGCAAGGCUGGCCUUAUGGACCGCGACGAGCGUAUGCGUGAUGCGACCGACAAACCAGGUGGUCGCAAGGGCACCACCAAAGCUUCGCUACACAAGACCCGCUCCAGCCACCGGCCUCGCGUCAUUCAGUCCGUCCUCGGCAAAGACCAACCCUCUUCCUCAAUGCGUGAUCCUAUGCUCGCCAUCCGUUGUGGCAUUUCACCCUCAUCCCUCCUAAAUCUUGAAGUACACCCUAGCUUACAUUCUUAUUCUUCCCCCUCUUCCACCCUCGUCGUUGUCGCCUUGUCUUGGCUGCUCAUCAAGCUGGCUGCACGCGUAGCUGCUUCAGCCGCAGGUGACGGUCUCUCAAUACGCGGCGCCUCGAGAACGGCGGCGAUGGCGGGUCGUGGCCGCAGGAAUGCCAUCUCUCUCAACGGCCGUUCAUUUGCACCUGCUGCAGGAAUGGUUGAAUUGUGGAAGCAAUUUGUUGAGAAGAGAUGGAAUAAAGAGGGCCGUUUUGUCAACCUCGAACGUAUGCUUGAUGACGAGUUCAUUGCAAGGCAUAACAUGACCCCGCUAGGUGCCCCAGGAAGCUCAGCGAGAGAGGCUGCGGUUAUCUUCAAGCACAUCAAGAGCUUGAAACCUGAGGUCCAAACGCUCUCAUUGGCGCACAAUAAUAUCGGAAACGGUCAACUUAUAGCAACGCUUCCCCAUUACCUUCCUGGCCUUCGGAAUCUCUCGUUGGAAGGCAACCAGCUGAAAACCUGGCGAGACUUGGAUUAUAUUACUGGACGUAGGGGGCGUCUGGAACAACUUCGAGAACUCAUCCUCACAGGAAACCCCGUUCGCGAACUUGAAUAUCAAAAUAACCGAGCCGAGAAAUUCAAGAGCGAGAUUUCACGCCGAUUCCCCUCAUUAGAGAUGCUCGAUCAGGAACCUAUAACAAAGAUCACCUUUGAUGUCCCCGCUGCGUCUUCAUCAACUUCAAUACCAAAAUCGGCUGCACCGACAACAUUCCCAAAUGAGAUGGGACCUUCAUUCGUCACUGGCGUUCCCGGUAAUAUCGUUAGCGAUUUCUUCGUACGAUUCUUCCCGCUAUUUGACAAUCAACGUGCAGCACUGCUCGAUGUCUAUCACCCAUCCGCCACCUUUUCCUUCUCAGCAAAUACUAGCAUACCUACACGAGCGCGGCUGCAAGGCCAUCAUCACUCGAAGGAGAUGCCAAAUCAGAGGAAACUAGAAUGGCCGCCUUGGUUGAAUGGUGGAUUGGGUGGAUCAAGAAACCUAAGUAGGAUGCCUGGUGGCGUGGAGAAGAUGGCGAAGACGUUGCAUAUAGGGAACGAGGAGAUCAUCAAGGCGAUAGCGGAUCUUCCAAGUACAAGACACGAUAUAGUCGGUUCACCAGACAAGUUCUGCGUGGACGCUUGGCCGGUAGUGCAUGGAGAUACUACCAAUUUGUUCAUCACCCUUCAUGGGCAGUUUACCGAACUGCCAUCAGAGGGUAUUAGGUCGUUUGACCGAUCUUUUGUGUUAGCCCCCGCGCCAGAAGGCUCUCGUGCAAAGCAGAAUGGUUGGCAGGUCGUCAUUCUGUCGGAUCAGCUCUCCGUGCGAGCGUAUUCAAGUCAUGAAGCAUGGAAACCCGGUCCGAUGCGAGUACAAGCGGGUGAAAAACUAACCUUCAAGUCGCUAGCCUCAUGGAUGUCUUCCUUGAGUCCGCAACAACAAACGCAACUACAGGACGCCGUCGCGUCGAUCCCCGAACCACAACGUACACAAGUUCUCGAAGUGUGUCAACGGACGGGACUUACCGUCCGGUAUUCCAUUGAUUGCCUCCAGGGCAAUGCUUGGGAUCUCGAGAGGGCGAUAGCGAAUUUCGAGCAAGUCAAGACAACUUUACCACGAGAUGCAUUCCUGUGAUGCGUUCUUGAUUUUAACGACGUCGACCGUGGUCUCUCAUGAUCGUCCGGACCUUGCAUCUCACCGUUUUGGCUUGGUGACAUGCAUGUACAUGGCUUGCUAGCGGUCCCGACCUCGUUCCCGCGGCUUCCGACGAAAGGUGUUCUUGGGGCCGCUCGCAUGUUUCAUGUUCCACUCAACAUCCAUUCAGACAAGAAUCCAGAACCGAUAUCAUUUCCGGAUACUUUCCCUCUCACUUUUCUUCCCUGACGCAUAUUAUUUCUUAUCACUGAAUUUCUUCUUUUUCUUUUUCUUUUUCAUUCCUGCUCGCUCUCCCACUCCCACUGCAAUAAAGCCCUAUGUAGCACAUGACACUUCUGCAUGACAUCACCUCCACCACCAUAUUCCUCAUAAUACAGUAUCUCUCGCAUAUCCAUUUCAUUCUUCCCAUCUUGUCUGUCGCACCUACUCAAAUAGCAUUAGUACAUACAACUAAAGGCUCCUCUCCGUAACACGUACCAACUUGCCGCAAUUCAGUAAAACGUCCUGAAUAAAACAAACAUGAAUGAGCCC
Molecule: messenger RNA, 2685 nt
Organism: Somion occarium
Lineage: Eukaryota; Fungi; Basidiomycota; Agaricomycetes; Polyporales; Cerrenaceae
Source: the annotation of a GenBank genome assembly